Menidia menidia (Atlantic silverside) is the source of this 1056-nucleotide messenger RNA. NCBI's taxonomy places the organism in Eukaryota, Metazoa, Chordata, Actinopteri, Atheriniformes, Atherinopsidae. The record is from the annotation of a GenBank genome assembly.
AUGGUGAUGCCAGUGUCUGUGCCCGUCCCAACGAGGAGGGUGUCCCCGGGCCAGGCCCAGGGGGGGGGACAACAGAAGACCCCCAGACGCCAUGCGCUCUAUCAGAGCCUCAUGCACGAGGCCGGGAGGGGGGACGGAGGCCAUUACACCCCCCCGCCCAUGCUGAGGAUCAACCUGGGGAGGAGGUUCCAGGCCGAAGUCCCGCCCCUUCGGGCCCGGAACGCCGCCCACGCCAGCUCCCACAAUGCAACGCUGCUGUGGACGCCGUGGGACAAGCUGGAGGGCCCCGGCGGCCAGCAGAGAGGUACAGAAGCUCACACUGAGGCCGGGCUUUCUCCGGUGGAGGCUCUGCUGAUGAUGGCCAAGUCCAGCGUGCUGCUGGGAGGGGGGAGCAGCCCGGAGUACGUCCUCCAGGUCCUGUCCGAGAGCAGGGGAGACUUCCUGAAAACAGUGGAAAAGCUGCUGACGGCUCCCAGACCCUCCAGCCUCAGCCGGACCGGUCAGACUUCUCCCGUUCUCUCGGACUCGGGCAGCUUCUGCCUCCCCAGAGCAGCCAGUGACUCGCUUUGUCCCGCAGGCCUGAGCUGGAGCCCCGUGGAGAAGCGUCUGCUGCUCAAGUCCCUCCAGCUCCACCACAAAGACUUCAGCAGCAUCCAGAGAGCCGUCCUCCUGCGUGGAGGAGUGUGGAGAUCCAGAGGAGAAUCGGCCGGGAUGGGAGCGGAGGAGCAGGAGGAGGGAGGAGCGGCCGGGAGGAAGCCCCAGAAAACCUCCAAAGAGGUUUAUUUCUGCGUGCUGCCCGAUAAGUACCAGCCUCUGAUCGAGGAGGAGGAGAGGGACGAGAGCCGGGAGGAGAGGGAGAAGAGGAGGGAGGAGAAGAGGAGGAAGAGGAAGACCAGGUUCAAGAAGUACAGAAAGAACGUGGGCGGGGCCCUGCGGCUGGGCUGGCGCUGCCUGCUGACCGGCCUCCAGAGCAUGGCGUCCACCUACUCCACGCCGCUGUCCGCCGUGGCCACCGUGGCGACCCAGGCCCAGCGGGCCGCCGGCAGCAAAGCAUGA